GUUCUCAUAUUCACUUCCAAAAGCAUCUUCCUUCUUUUUAAUUUUUUUUUCUUUUCAUUCUCAUUUUUUUACUUUUUGAAAAGAAAAUUCGAAUAACAUACUUUCUUCUCUCUAUUACUCAGCAUAUAUCAUUCUUCAUCAUAUUACUUAACACUGUAGAACAGCAAAACCCUAGAUUUUUCUGUUAAAGCUCAAGGCCGUACAAACUUUGAAACUCAGAGAGAUCUUGACAAUAGCAUUAUGAAUAUCGUGCCUUGGAAAGAUGCAAACGACGAAGUUUCGGGCGGGGCUGCGACAAGACGUGAAGGAGACAUAGAAGAAGAUCAAGAAGAAGACCAAGCCAGAGCCACCAGUGGCAAAACCGUAAAUAAAAAGCCUUCAACCUCGAUCUCUUCCUCUUCUUCCUCUUGGAUGAAGUCGAAGGAUCCGAGGAUUGUUAGGGUUUCACGCGCCUUUGGAGGCAAAGACCGUCACAGCAAAGUGUGUACGCUACGUGGGCUACGUGACAGACGCGUGAGAUUAUCAGUCCCCACGGCUAUUCAGCUUUAUGACCUUCAAGAACGACUCGGCGUUGAUCAGCCUAGCAAAGCCGUGGAUUGGUUGCUCGAUGCAGCUAAAGAGGAGAUCGACGAGCUCCCUCCGUUACCAAUCUCGCCGGAGAAUUUCAGCCUCUUCAACCAUCAUCAGUCGUUCUUGAAUCUUGGUCAAAGGCCGGUUCAUCAAGAUCCGACCCAACUCGGGUUUAAAAUCAAUGGAUGUGUAGAGGAGACUACUACUAGCAGCCGUGAAGUAAACAACAAAGAGAAGGGAGACAACGAUGUCGUUUUCACAAACAAUCAUCAUAUUGGGUCUUACGGAACUUAUCACCACAACAUGGAACAUCAUCAUCAUCAUCACCAACAUCAACACUUGAGCUUCCAAGGAGAUUAUCAUCAGCAUCAACUACAUAGUCUUGUCCCAUUUCCAUCACAAAUUUUGGUAUGUCCAAUGACGACAUCAACAACGACAACAACUAUACAAUCUUUGUUUCCAUCAUCUUCGUCAGCUGGUUCGGGAACUAUGGAGUCAAUAGACCCAAGGCAAAUGGCAAGCCAUUUUCAAAUGCCAUUAAUGGGUAAUUCUUCAUCUUCGUCGUCAUCCCAAAACAUUUCGACUUUAUAUUCAUUGCUACAUGGAAGUAGUAGCAACAACAAUGGUGGUAGAGACAUUAAUAAUCGGAUGCCUUAUGUCCAAUUCAGCCGAGAUAAUACCACUACAGCGGCUAGUAUGUCGAAGCUUCGAGGGUCGGAGAGUAGUAGUACAAGUAGAGGAAGUGAACACCAUAUGUGAAAUUAGGCUAGCUAUAGAAACAAUUAAUGGUUUGUUUGUGUUCAGAAGUAAGGGGGACACAAAACAAAAACAAUAAUUACUAGCUAAUUAAUACUAUUGUACUCUUUUUCUGAUAUAUUUUUAUAUACAAAUUGAUACUAUAACUGAUU
Camelina sativa (false flax) is the source of this 1478-nucleotide messenger RNA. Its product is annotated as transcription factor TCP13. Gene Ontology annotation, cellular component: nucleus. Gene Ontology annotation, molecular function: DNA-binding transcription factor activity; sequence-specific DNA binding. Lineage: Eukaryota; Viridiplantae; Streptophyta; Magnoliopsida; Brassicales; Brassicaceae. The record is from RefSeq and is a predicted model, not a curated record.